AUGCCUGCUGUUCAGCUCUCCCAAGCAGCCAAUGGCGCCCUCCGCCACCUCUUCUCCGCUCGCGACAGCUUCGACGAUGACUACAACCGCGCCAGGAAGCAGGCUCAAGCAAUCGGCGGAGGCGUCAUCGCUGUGAUUGUUAUCAUCAUCGUCAUUAUAAUCGGCUCAGUCAUUGCCGCCUUCUGCAUAUGCAGUCGGCGAAAGAGCCGACGAGCGAAGCAGGAGUUGGAGAUGAAGAAUUACGUGGGCGGAGUUCCGGUUGCCGGUGCGGCGACGGCGGGCAACAUGAACGGCCAGACACAUAACGGCGAGAAUGAAUAUGGGUAUAGCAGAGGAUACGUUGCGAACGACGGCAAGAAUGCCCAGAACGCAUCGGAUGCGAUGCCCCCGGCGUACACUGCAGGAAAUAAUGGUUCCACACCAGCGAACUAG
Messenger RNA from Colletotrichum orchidophilum, 432 nucleotides. RefSeq lists its product as uncharacterized. The transcript has a single exon. The record is from RefSeq and is a predicted model, not a curated record. Lineage: Eukaryota; Fungi; Ascomycota; Sordariomycetes; Glomerellales; Glomerellaceae. The coding region runs from base 1 to 432 and encodes 143 amino acids.